Molecule: messenger RNA, 558 nt
Organism: Clarias gariepinus (North African catfish)
Lineage: Eukaryota; Metazoa; Chordata; Actinopteri; Siluriformes; Clariidae
Product: E3 ubiquitin-protein ligase TRIM21-like
Molecular function (GO): protein binding
Source: RefSeq, a predicted model, not a curated record
AUGAAACAAUAUGCAGUGGAUGUGACUCUGGAUCCUGAUACAGCGAAUCCUAAACUCAUCCUGUCUGAUGAUGGGAAACAAGUUACACAUGGAGUCAAGAGACAGAAUCUCCCUGAUAAUCCAGAGAGGUUUGGAAUGUAUGGGAUUGUGUUGGGAAAAGAGAGAUUCUCCUCAGGGAGAUUUUACUAUGAGGUGCAGGUCAGUGGGAAGACUAAGUGGGAUUUAGGUGUGGCCAGAGAGUCCAUUAACAGGAAAGGGGUGAUUACACUCAGCCCUGAAGAUGGAGUCUGGUGUGUGUGGCUGAGGAAUAAGACUGAAUAUGUGGCUCUGGACUCUCCUCGUGUCUCCCUCUCUUUAAAACAGGCUCCUCAGAAGGUGGGGGUGUUUGUGGAUUAUGAGGAGGGUCUGAUCUCCUUCUAUGAUGUUGAUGCAAAAUCUCAUAUCUACUCUUUCACUGGUCAGACUUUCACUGAGAAACUUUAUCCAUUUUGCCCCUGUUUUAAUGAUGAAGGUGAAAAUUUAGCACCACUGAUUAUCUGUCCUGUUAGUCAAAUAUAA